UGCCUUGGUUAGCGUCCUGCUGCGGUGCUUGUCCCGCAGGCUGACAAACUCCUGCUUGUCGUGUUUUCACGAAGAUCGAAAGACUGCGUGUGCUCUGAAGGACCUAUAUUUCAUUUUUCUACAAGACCUGGAUAUAAUACGAAGGUGUUGGUCGUUUGGAUCGUGGUGUGUGUGGAGCUCGCUUGUCUUUUUUGGUCGGCUUGGGAAAAUCCACUGCGUAUCAAAUAGCAGGUGUUAAAGAUGCUGCAGUGAGUUGAGGGAGCUGAAUCCUCAGCAUGUCUGUCCUGUUGAUGGUGGGUGUGGUGAUGUGGGGGGCCCACGGAGGGGUCGGGGUCCAGGGUGCUCCGUGUCCCGGAGGGGGCCUUGGUGACUGCCCUACCCAGCAGAGCAACACCUCCGGUGGGGGUGAGACCUCCAGGGACUACUGCUACACCGCCCGUAUCCGCUCCACCGUGCUCCAGGGCCUGCCCUUUGGAGGGGUGCCCACCGUCCUCGCACUCGACUUCAUGUGCUUCCUGGUCCUCCUGUUUGUAUUCUCCAUCUUAAGGAAGGUAGCGUGGGACUACGGCCGCUUAGCGCUGGUCACUGACGCAGACAGACAGAGUCAGCGAUACAGCCGUCUGGACGACCAGGAAUAUGUGGCGUCUGCCAUAACGUCAGAGCUUCCCGAUCGCUACGAACGCCUGACCUCUGUCUCCAGCUCAAUGGACUUUGAGCAGAGAGACACCGGCUUCUGCUCCUGGUUAACAGCCAUCUUCCGCAUAAAGGAUGAGGAGAUCAGGGAGAAGUGUGGGGAGGAUGCUGUUCACUACCUCUCCUUCCAGAGGCACAUCAUUGGUCUGCUGGUGGUGGUGGGCGUGCUCUCAGUGGCCAUCGUUCUGCCCGUCAACUUCUCAGGAAAUCUAUUGGAAAACAAUGCCUACAGUUUUGGGCGUACCACUAUAGCCAAUCUGGAUGUCAAUAACACGCUCCUGUGGCUCCACACCACCUUUGCGUUCCUCUACCUGUUGUUGACUGUCUACAGCAUGAGACGACACACCUCCAAGAUGCACUACAGAGAGGACGACCUGGUGAAACGCACUUUAUUUGUCAACGGGAUCUCCAAGUAUGCAGAGGAGAAGCACAUAAAGCAACACUUUGAACAGGCCUAUGAAAACUGCUGUGUUCUAGAGGCCCGUAUCUGUUACGAUGUGGCCAAGCUGAUGUCCCUCAACUCAGAAAGGAAGAAGACCGAGCGUAGCAAGAAGUUCUUUACAGACCUGAAGUCCAAGGAGCACAUCCCCACCAUGAUAAACCCCAAACCCUGUGGACAUCUCUGUUGCUGUAUCAUCAAGGGCUGUGAGCAGGAGGAAGCAGUGAGUUACUACACCAAGCUGGAGUCCAAGCUGAAGGAGGAGUACAGGAAGGAGAAAGAGAAGGUCAACAGUAAACCACUAGGAAUGGCCUUCGUUACCUUCCAGAACGAAGCCAUGACCGCCAUUAUCCUGAAGGACUACAAUGCAUGUAAGUGUCAGGGCUGCCACUGUCGGAGGGAACCCAAGUCUUCUGCCUUCAGCCAGCACCUUCACACACACUCCUGGACUGUUGGCUAUGCACCAGACCCACAGAACGUUUACUGGGAGCAUCUGUCAGUAGGAGGGUUCCCCUGGUGGCUGAGAUGCUUCAUCAUCAACUGUAUCCUCUUCCUCCUCCUCUUCUUCCUCACAACUCCCGCCAUCAUCAUCUCCACCAUGGACAAGUUCAACGUCACCAAGCCUGUCGAGUACCUCAACAACCCCAUCGUGACUCAGUUCUUCCCCACCCUGCUGCUGUGGGCCUUCUCUGCCCUCCUACCCACCAUCGUAUACUACUCUGCCUUCUUUGAGGCCCACUGGACACGGUCUGGAGAGAACAGGACCACCAUGCAUAAAUGCUACACCUUUCUGAUCUUCAUGGUCUUACUACUGCCCUCUCUAGGACUCAGCAGUCUGGACGUUUUCUUCCGAUGGCUGUUUGACAAGCGCUUCCUGGAUGAUGCUGCUGUGAGGUUUGAGUGUGUGUUCCUGCCGGACAACGGGGCGUUCUUUGUGAACUAUGUCAUCGUGUCGGCGUUCAUCGGUAACGCCAUGGAUCUGCUGAGGAUCCCUGGUCUGCUCAUGUACAUGACCCGGCUGUGUCUGGCCCGCUCUGUUGCCGAGAGACGCAACGUCAAGAGGCACCAGGCCUAUGAGUUCCAGUUCGGGGCAGCCUACGCCUGGAUGAUGUGUGUCUUCACUGUGGUCAUGACCUACAGCAUCACCUGUCCAAUCAUUGUCCCCUUCGGUCUGAUGUACAUGCUGUUGAAGCACCUGGCAGACCGCUACAACAUGUACUAUGCCUUCCUUCCUUCCAAGCUGGAUAAGAAGAUCCACUCUGGUGCCGUCAACCAGGUGGUGGCAGCACCCAUCCUCUGUCUCUUCUGGCUCCUGUUCUUCUCCACUGUCCGCACAGGUUUCUCAGCCCCUACCUCUAUGUUUACCUUCAUCGUUCUGGUCAUCACCAUCAUCAUCUGCUUGUCUCAUGUCUGCUUUGGACACUUCAAAUAUCUCAGCGCUCACAACUACAAGAUUGACGUUGAGAAUGUGGAUGGUGUUGAGAACGGUCGUCCAGCCCGCACCUCUCCCUCCAAUAAGUCGGCACAGAUGUACAUUGCCUCCGUGCUCCAGGAUCCCAGCUUAGACGAGCUGGGUUCAGCUGGCAGCGGGGUCAGUGAGGGCUCGCAGGACGAGGAGAUCAUCCACGUGGGGAACAGCCUCAACGAAGCCGACUUCCAGAGCGGCGAGGACAGUCUCCUCGCUAACGAGGUGCGGCACUGACGUCAGGGAACGCCGGAGACAGUUGUCGGGAUGGAGACAGAGGACGGGGAGAGAGAAGCAGAGACUAAGGUGUAAUGUGACUGACCGGAUGGAUGCACUGAUCUAGUGAAUUAAGCUACGGCGCUGAAACGGACUGACAGACACGAAGAGACCCCUAAACCUUAAAGAAUUUGAGUCAAGAGUCUGUCUACACUAACGAACACAGCAACACAAACACCUUUCACUCCUCUUCAGCUUAGGCCAUGGACAACAGUUCUCCAGCAGCAUAUUUUUCCCCCCAGAGACUACACUGACACCAAAAUUCAAGGACGAGAGAGAGCGAGUGACUACUGUCUACAUUAACUAACAAAGGAAGACUACCUGCUAAAGAACUCUAUCAACAAAGGCUAACAGAUAAAGGACUCUGCUUUCAAACUGCUUCACUAGGAUUCUCUAGCUAGGAUGCUACUACUGUAGGACUCUACUCCAACGCUAGGACUCUACUAUAGGACUACUCUGGCGCUAGGACUAGCUAGGACUCUACUCUGGCGCUAGGACUCUACUCUGGCGCUAGGACUAGCUAGGACUCUACUCUGGCGCUAGGACUAGCUAGGACUCUACUCUGGCGCUAGGACUAGCUAGGACUCUACUCUGGCGCUAGGACUAGCUAGGACUCUACUCUGGCGCUAGGACUAGCUAGGACUCUACUCUGGCGCUAGGACUCUAAUAUAGGAGUCUACUCUGGCGCUAGGACUAGCUAGGACUCUACUCUGGCUCUAGGACUCUACUCUGGCGCUAGGACUAGCUAGGACUCUACUCUGGCGCUAGGACUCUACUGUAAGACUCUACUCUGGCGCUAGGACUAGCUAGGACUACUCUGGCGCUAGGACUAGCUAGGACUCUACUCUGGCGCUAGGACUAGCUAGGACUCUACUCUGGCGCUAGGACUCUACUAUUGGACUCUACUCUGGCGCUAGGACUAGCUAGGACUCUACUCUGGCGCUAGGACUAGCUAGGACUCUACUAUAGGACUCUACUCUGGCGCUAGGACUAGCUAGGACUCUGCUAUAGGACUCUACUCUGGCGCUAGGACUAGCUAGGACUCUACUCUGGCGCUAGGACUAGCUAGAACUCUACUCUGGCGCUAGGACUAGCUAGGACUCUACUCUGGCGCUAGGACUCUACUCUGGCGCUAGGACUAGCUAGGACUCUACUCUGGCGCUAGGACUAGCUAGGACUCUACUCUGGCGCUAGGACUAGCUAGGACUCUACUCUGGCGCUAGGACUAGCUAGGACUCUACUAUAUGACUCUACUCUGGCGCUAGGACUAGCUAGGACUCUACUCUGGUGCUAGGACUAGCUAGGACUCUACUCUGGCGCUAGGACUCUACUCUGGCGCUAGGACUAGCUAGGACUCUACUAUAUGACUCUACUCUGGCGCUAGGACUAGCUAGGACUCUACUCUGGCGCUAGGACUAGCUAGGACUCUACUCUGGCUCUAGGACUCUACUAUUGGACUCUACUCUGGCGCUAGGACUAGCUAGGACUCUACUCUGGCUCUAGGACUCUACUAUUGGACUCUACUCUGGCUCUAGGACUCUACUCUGGCGCUAGGACUAGCUAGGACUCUACUCUGGCGCUAGGACUAGCUAGGACUCUACUCUGGCUCUAGGACUCUACUAUUGGACUCUACUCUGGCGCUAGGAAUCUACUCUGGCUCUAGGACUCUACUAUAGGACUCUACUCUGGCGCUAGGACUAGCUAGGACUCUACUCUGGCGCUAGGACUAGCUAGGACUCUACUCUGGCGCUAGGACUAGCUAGGACUCUACUCUGGCGCUGGGACUAGCUAGGACUCUACUCUGGCGCUAUGACUAGCUAGGACUCUACUCUGGCGCUAGGACUAGCUAGGACUCUACUCUGGCGCUAGGACUAGCUAGGACUCUACUCUGGCGCUAGGACUAGCUAGGACUCUACUCUGGCACUAGGACUCUACUAUAGGACUCUACUCUGGCGCUAGGACUAGCUAGGACUCUACUCUGGCGCUAGGACUAGCUAGGACUCUACUCUGGCGCUAGGACUAGCUAGGACUCUACUCUGGCGCUAGGACUAGCUAGGACUCUACUCUCUCCAUCUUCCUUCAUGACGAAUCUACACUUUCUGAUGGCAAAGUAAAGCAGGGACACUAACUACUGGUAACUCCCUCUUCCAAGUCUUGCUCUAGGCUCGGGACUGCUGUGAGAACAGCCACUCUCAAACAAACACUGCACUGGGAGCCACACAGACACACUCACAACUGAGAUGGGAAGACACUAAUGGAAAGACAAUUAUUUUUUGGCCUUGUCAUGCAGGGCAGGCGGGGGGGGACUAGCUUUCUGUCUAGAUUUCCUUAUAAAACUAUGACUAUUGCACUUGAAAGAGAAGGAGAGGUGUGUCUGUGUCCCUACACUGGCUUGGCAUAGUGGGGUGAUGUGGCUGGCAUGUGUUUUUCCUCCUCACAGAACCUUGAGCCUGGUGUGCUAGAGGUCUAGAAUGCCUCGGACUUCAGAGGGGGUUGGCGGGAUCUUUAUUUCCCCUAAUCCUUUGCCUGUUCUGCCUGCACCCCUAAUAGUCUCUGUGCACCAGAGGCUGCAUCAUAAUAAGAAGAUGGAGCGGAGGAGGAGAAAUGUCUGUCAGCAUCACACUGUUAGCCUGCUCUGGUCUCCCCUACUCUGUCCCGACUGUCUCCGGGAGUCUUUGGGUGGUUCCAACCCUGUGUAAAAAAAAAAAGGAAGGUGGUCACUAUGACGAUGUGUCCGACCACUCUGUAACAAACUGAACUAACACUCCUCACUGCUGUUUACUUUAUGUUUCGCUUUUUCGAUGGUCAGCAACAAAAACUCGGGAUUUGUAAAAUAGCCUUUUUUUUUUUUUUUAUUGUAUUUAUUUUUAGGCAUGGUUAUUUACUCUUUCAACAUUUAAAAAACGUAACUGUGGAUGGAUGGGUCAUGUAACAUGGAUACUGUACCUCGUAACAACACGGUUGCUCUCUUCUGGCCGGUUCUGCCCAGAGAAGUGGGACUGCGGCUCCAGGCUGAGCCCUGACAGAACUGAAGGCAGAAGACAGUCCAGAGCCCCUAGAGGACAGGAGGAUGCCCCCAGGAAGCACAUAUGAAGUGGAUACGACAGCCCACACUGUACCCUGUUUUGUGUCCCACAACUAUGGUUGCAAAAUUAACAAAAUUGUCCCAGAGUUCCCAGGGUUUUCACAUCUUGGUUAGAAGUUUCUUGGAAUAAGGGAUUUCUGGAAAAACCGAGGAACUUUGUGAAAGUUUCCGUAAUUUUGCGACCUCAGCCAGUCCUCCUCUCCCGGCCAGGACUCUGUGGGACAAUGUUUCUCUGUAGAGGGAGAACUCGACCCUUGAACUCUUGGUCUGUGACCUGUAUCUGUAGCUCUCCCUGUUAGUAGGGGCACGUCCAGCAGGGGCCGGGCACAACGUUGUUGAACGUUCAGAUAGAAACAUUUCAUGUAGAACAAAUAUGCCUCUCUGAAAUGUAGAAUAAGGAAUCAUGUCCACUCUAUUCAUAACAUUUCUAUCUGCAACGUUCCACAAUGUUUGUCUACUGAAUGUGACCCUGACCCUGGCCCUGACCCUGGCCCUGACCCUGACCCUGGCCCUGGCCCUGGCCCUGACCCUGACCC
Messenger RNA from Coregonus clupeaformis (lake whitefish), 6494 nucleotides. Its product is annotated as CSC1-like protein 2. The transcript is spliced from 25 exons. Gene Ontology annotation, cellular component: plasma membrane. The coding region runs from base 276 to 2834 and encodes 852 amino acids. The record is from RefSeq and is a predicted model, not a curated record. NCBI's taxonomy places the organism in Eukaryota, Metazoa, Chordata, Actinopteri, Salmoniformes, Salmonidae. Gene Ontology annotation, molecular function: nucleic acid binding; calcium-activated cation channel activity.